UUUUGUCAUUCUGUUGGUGGGUGAUUUGCCGAAAAAGCAUUUAGUUCGCUUUGUUUCGGAACGCAAAAUAAGGUAGAUUUAAUUCGGCUGAAAGCAGUGAAAUCGAUUGGUUUUUGUGAAACGUUUGACCCCCCAGCGUAAGAAAAAGGAAGCAAUCCAGAAAGAUGCCAUCGGAGACGAGUACGACGAAGGUGAUUGUCCACCCGCUGGUGCUGCUAAGCGUAGUGGAUCACUUCAACCGGAUGGGCAAAAUUGGCAACCAAAAACGGGUCGUUGGAGUUCUGCUCGGGUGCUGGCGGGCCAAGGGGGUCCUGGAUGUGUCCAACAGCUUUGCGGUCCCCUUCGACGAGGACGACAAGGACAAGUCGGUCUGGUUCCUCGAUCAUGACUAUCUGGAAAACAUGUACGGCAUGUUCAAAAAGGUAAAUGCUCGCGAACGCGUCGUCGGCUGGUAUCACACCGGUCCGAAGCUGUGCCAGAACGAUAUCGCAAUCAAUGAGCUGAUCCGCCGUUACUGUCCGAACUCGGUGCUGGUCAUUAUCGAUGCCAAGCCGAAAGAUUUAGGUCUACCGACGGAGGCGUACAUUGCCGUGGAGGAGGUUCACGAUGAUGGAUCACCAACGUCGAAGACGUUCGAACACGUUCCGAGCGAGAUCGGAGCUGAAGAAGCGGAAGAAGUGGGCGUUGAACAUCUGUUGCGUGACAUCAAGGAUACCACAGUGGGAAGCUUGUCGCAGAAGAUCACCAAUCAACUGCUGGGUUUGAAAGGUCUCAACGCCCAACUGAGGGAUAUCAAGAACUACUUGCUUAAAGUGGGCAACGGACAGCUCCCAAUUAACCACCCCAUCGUAUAUCAGCUUCAAGAUAUCCUUAAUCUCCUGCCGGACAUCACACAGGAAACGUUCACCGAUACUCUGUACGUGAAAACGAAUGACCAGAUGCUCGUGGUAUAUCUGGCUUCGCUUGUCCGAUCAAUUAUCGCGCUGCACAAUUUGAUCAACAACAAACUGACGAAUCGUGAUGCCGAAGAGGGCAAGAAGACUGACGAUUCGAAGGAUAAGAAGGAUGCUAAGGAUAAAAAUGAUAAGGAAGGCGACAAAGAUAAGAAAAAGGAUGAUAAGGACAAGAAAGAUGAUAGUAAGGGAGAUAAGACGAAAGACGAAAAGAAGAAGUAAUGUUUAGGAGAAGUUUUUUGGCACUUUUGAUUUGUCACUUAAUGUAAAAUCAUACUUUAACUGAUUAAAAUCGUAUAUAACAUUAA
Ochlerotatus camptorhynchus is the source of this 1261-nucleotide messenger RNA. It is a transcript of the gene Rpn8, whose product is annotated as regulatory particle non-ATPase 8. Gene Ontology annotation, molecular function: protein binding; metallopeptidase activity. Gene Ontology annotation, biological process: proteasome-mediated ubiquitin-dependent protein catabolic process. The record is from RefSeq and is a predicted model, not a curated record. Gene Ontology annotation, cellular component: proteasome regulatory particle; proteasome complex. The coding region runs from base 165 to 1175 and encodes 336 amino acids. Lineage: Eukaryota; Metazoa; Arthropoda; Insecta; Diptera; Culicidae. The transcript is spliced from 2 exons.